Molecule: messenger RNA, 3280 nt
Organism: Lacerta agilis (Sand lizard)
Lineage: Eukaryota; Metazoa; Chordata; Lepidosauria; Squamata; Lacertidae
Gene: NTM
Product: neurotrimin
Exons: 9
Coding region: 205-1305 (366 amino acids)
Cellular component (GO): neuron projection
Source: RefSeq, a predicted model, not a curated record
CUUUCGGAUCUCUAAAGCUACAAACCCAAAAACUGGAUUUCUAAAGGCUCCGCCGCCCUCUCCCUCCUCAUCGUCACUUUCUCUCCUCGCCUUCUGCGCCCACACUUGGCACCGCGAGGUGUCCCUAUCAAACCAAUCUCCAUCCAUCUCUCUGGUUGUUUUAAUAAAUAAAUAUAUAUAUAUUUGCCUUGAGGAAAGCCCAGGAUGGGGGUCGGUGGGUGCUUAGUCCUGCCCUGGCGGUGCCUGGUCGUCCUGUCUCUCAGGCUCCUCUUCCUUGUGCCCGCAGGAGUGCCAGUGCGCAGCGGAGAUAACACCUUCCCCAAGGCGAUGGACAACGUGACCGUCCGGCAAGGGGAGAGCGCCACCCUCAGGUGCAUUGUGGAUAACCGAGUGACCCGGGUAGCCUGGCUCAACCGCAGCAGCAUUCUCUAUGCUGGCAAUGACAAGUGGUGUUUGGAUCCACGAGUGGAACUUAUCGCCAACACCAAGACUGACUACGCCAUCCGGAUAAACGAGGUGGACGUGUACGAUGAGGGGCCCUACACCUGCUCUGUGCAGACGGACAAUCAUCCCAAGACGUCGCGGGUCCAUCUCAUCGUGCAAGUACCUCCCAAAAUUGUUGAGAUCUCUUCGGACAUCUCCAUCAAUGAAGGUGGCAAUGUCAGUCUCACCUGCAUAGCUAUGGGCAGGCCGGACCCUACAAUCACUUGGAGACAUAUCUCACCCAAAGCCGUGGGAUUCAUGAGCGAAGACGAGUACUUGGAGAUCACCGGCAUCACUCGGGAGCAGUCAGGGGAGUACGAAUGCAGCGCAUCCAACGAUGUCGCCACUCCUGUUGUGCGGAGAGUAAAAGUCACAGUGAACUACCCGCCAUACAUCUCAGAUACUAAGAACACUGGGGUGCCGGUGGGACAAAAAGGCAUCCUCCAGUGUGAAGCCUCUGCAGUUCCAUCAGCUGAGUUCCAGUGGUACAAGGAUGACAAAAGGCUCAUUGAAGGACAGAAAGGGUUGAAAGUGGAAAACAAGGCCUUCUUCUCCCGUCUGACUUUCUUCAAUGUCUCUGAGCAGGACUAUGGAAACUAUACCUGUGUGGCCUACAACCAGCUAGGAAACACCAAUGCCAGCAUCAUUCUGUACGAAAUAAGUGAGCCCACAAGCUCAACCUUGUUCCAAGAGACAACCACACUUCAGACCCCCUGGAAAGGCCCUGGAGCAGUGCAUGAUGGGAACAAUGGCGGAUCAAGAAGAGUUGGCUGCAUCUGGCUGCUCCCCUUCCUUCUGUUGCAACUGCUGCCCAGGUUUUGACCUUGUCAACCACGGCGAUAAGAUGACGACGGAAGAAGAAGAUAAAGAAGAAGAAGUGAAGAAGAAUAUUACAAUUUUUAAAAAAAUAAUCAUAAUAGUAAGAGUAUAUUAUGAGGAAAUAUUGGGGAGAGAGAAAGGGAAUCUGAAAAAAAGAAGAAGAGUCCAAAUUGUUCUGCUGAUGUUUCAACACAACUGAGUGUUUUGUUUUCUCUCUUUUGGGUUUUAUUUUUCUCAUCCACCCCCUCCCUCACCAUGGACAAGGAAUGCAGCUGUUGGGGACCAACCAGUGCAUUUGGCUGAGUGACCAUUGAUCCCCAUCUGCCCAUCCCCACACUAGCAAGGCAGCUGACUCAGUUUUUUCUUUUCUCUGAAAUCUGCCCAACUCUGGAGGAUUAUGGUGUCGACUACCCUGUGCACAAAAUACGUCACAGUUCCCCCAACCCCACAUACACCUCUGGUCCCCUCCCCUCCUCUUCACGGACUGCGCUGUCAGUUUGCUUCUUUGAUUGCAAACUACGAUGAAACGAUGACAGGACCACAACCACUCUGAUAAAGCAACAGCCACCACAAGCAGCUUCAAGGAAAAGGGAAAACACGACGACGACCCAAAAUCACAUGAUUGUUAAGACAUUGGUUCAUUGUAUUACAUGGAUGUCAUGGAUAAUAAGGGAUUUUGAGUCAUUAUUAAUUUUAUUAAUUAUAUUUUCUGAUAUGAGUCUAGAACUGUUAGUUCAUAUAAAAAAACCCACAAAAAUACAAAAAAAGAGGAAAUAAUGGGGUGGAGGAGAGAGAAAAGUAAGUUAAGAACAAAUUAAGAACAAAUUGGCUAAUGGGAUUCUUAACUGGCUUACAAGGAGGUGGAAUGUCAAUGUCUCUGGCUGUUUAUCAGAUGGGUCUGGAUACAAUUUGACCCGUCCAGCAGAAGCAAGAGAGAGGGAGAGAGAGAGGACGAGCAAGUAAUGCCUCCACCAGCAUUAUCGAGUUUUCAUUCAUUAUUCUGGUGUUCAACUCAAGAAGGUUUUCCACUGUCUUCAUACUGUUUGGAAGUGCAAAGGUUGAUGCUCACUGUAUCUUGAGUUAGAUGGAUAUGCUUAUUCUUUUUAUGAGCUAUAUAUAUAUAGUAUAUAUAUAUAUAAAUAUACAUACAUAUAUAUAUAAAUAUUAUAAUAAUUAUUAUUUUGUUAGCAUCCUAGCACAUUAUUUCUCAGCCAGGUCCUUCUGCCGACAUUACUGCAUGCUGUAUAUGAAGUUAGCUGUGUAUUGGUCUUUUCAGACACAAGGAUAGAGUUUUAUUGGUAACUGUGUAAUUAAUUCCUGCUUUUUCUUUCAUUUUUCUUUCUUUUUCUUUUUCUUUCCUUUUUCGGCCUUCCCGUGGGUUAUUUACAUGUUGAAGACAUUUAUAUAAAAAAAGAAAAAAGAAAAGAAAGAAUGAAAAAAUAAUAAUAACAAUUCUGCAGCGUCUCUUUCCAUAUUUGGAUUUCUAUAAAUGGGGAAAACAGUGGUGAUUAAAACUGACACACAACCUUCAUUUUCCCUGCGCUACACAGCUUUGGAUAGGAACACAACAAGGACACAAAGAAAAAUAAAAAUAAACGAUGUUUCAGUGAAUAGUACGUCUUUUUAAAAAGAACCCUCCAACACACACACAUGCACAUACCCCAUGUCUACUAGAGAAAUUGACUCACGUCAGUUUUGUUCUCUCUUUUCCCUUUCAAUGGAUAGAAGUGGAGAGUUGCACCUUGAUGACGGACGGUUUUGGGGGAUAGCUCAGUAGAUGGAGACCUCCUUUGUCCUUGAUUUGUUUGGAGGUCAAAACUGGAGGUUGUAUCUGACUUUACAUUAAAAAGAAAAAAGAAUAUGUUCCAUGUUCCUCUUCAGACUGAUUGUGAUACCUCAUUAUUAAGCUGGUUGUGGAGAGAUGUGCAUAUAUAGCUAAUGCAGCAAAACAAAUCAUCAAUAAAACAUUGAACUUAAA